AUGAUUUGCUGUGAUGGGGCUUCACUUGGUAAUCCAGGCCAGGCCGGUGCUGGUGUUACUUAUCGUGAUGCGAAUGCGGCGGUGCUUGGAGCUCUUUGUGUUGGCCUUGGUUGGCAAACUAAUUAUUAUGCAGAAGUGUGUGCGGUAAUUUAUGGUGCGAUGCUGCUAGCAAAGAGGUGGAAUGUUAAAAAUAUUUGCAUUCGCUCAGACUCGAUGAGUUGUAUUCAAGCUUUCCAAAAGGGUAAGCUUCCAUGGCAGCUAAUGCAGAAGUGGAGAAUGGCGAAGACUUUUUACAAUAACAUCCGCUAUAUUUAUAGUUAUAGGGAAGUUAAUUUUUCAUCUGAUGCUUUGACCAAGCAAGCCUGUUUGUUGGCUGAAGAUAUUUUUGAGUUUUAUGAGGGUAGGCCAGGUUUUAUUCUAUCUGUAGAAUGGCCUGAAGAGGUUUAUUUUCAUUUCAAAUAG
Papaver somniferum (opium poppy) is the source of this 462-nucleotide messenger RNA. RefSeq lists its product as uncharacterized. The record is from RefSeq and is a predicted model, not a curated record. The transcript has a single exon. The coding region runs from base 1 to 462 and encodes 153 amino acids. Gene Ontology annotation, molecular function: RNA-DNA hybrid ribonuclease activity; nucleic acid binding. NCBI's taxonomy places the organism in Eukaryota, Viridiplantae, Streptophyta, Magnoliopsida, Ranunculales, Papaveraceae.